AUGCUUCACGAAAUCCUACUUGCUCUAACAGGCUAUAGGUCAGCUCUGUUCGACUCACUUGGAGACUUCGACGCGCACCUUAGCCCAUCGGAGUAUGAACUCUUGACGCGACUCAGACAACUAGCAGUUCUACAUUCACAAACUCGACAACAUGCACAACGUAUUGCAGAUAUACAUCCGUCAAUCAUCUGUAGGGCUACAGCGUCUUCCGUGAACUCGGUGCAACUAGCAAAAUUUCGCACCAAGAUUGUCGAGGUCGAAGCGAAGAUCUUGACGAGAGAUACCGACAUUGUCGGCGCAUACAAUAUAGUUCCGCUUGCACUUCUCGUCUCCGAGUUCAAGCAAUAUACCAAACUACUCAAAUGGCUAUGGAGUCUGGUUCGACGAAUCGCUCCAGAAGAUUUCCAGUCACACGAUGCCAACCUCAUGUCUGGCUCCGAGCUCAUGGAUAACCUAAGGCAAGAAGCGGUGACUGGAUAUCCUGAGCUUGAGACGGCUUCAAAGGAACUUUCGGUCGUUGCUGAAGCUGCGUGGGUAAAACAAUUGUCCAGCUGGGUCUUAUACGGGCAAAUUCCAACAUUCGGAUCCUCAGACUUUGCUAUUCAGAUUGCAUCAGAACCAGCGAACGGAGGGUUUGAACUCGUAAGCCAACUUCUGCCUCGAUUCGUAACAGAUGACACUGCCCAGGCGAUAUUGUUUGUCGGGAAAGUGCGCAACCUUCUAGGUGCGUCAGCCAAAAGUGAUCCAAAGCUUCUAGUCGAUCACGUCAAAUCUCUAUCUAGAUUCUGUAUUUCCAACUCCCCGUCAGAUCUGACCGCUGGCGUUGCGGAGAUCAGGCUCUCCCUCUCCAGUAACAUACUGCACAAUGUCCUCCCCCUCGCUCAAAUCAGAAACAUUCUCACGCUCUUAUACGACUUUCUCCUUCUUGGGAACUCCGAUUUCGCGCCAACCCUUGUCGCACACGCGGACCUUAUGCGCAAAUCCUUACCAAAAGAGAGCAUCGCCAACGACAUUUUGAACCGUACAUGGAACUCGCUCGCACGAAACAUCGACGACGACACCAUCUCCACAGCGAAGCUUAGCAUCCGACUAACAAUGCAGAAGCCCGCAAACCUACACCAUCAAAACUCCGCAAGCCUAGACUUCUCCGAUUUCCUCCUCGCCUUCCCCACGUUCCUCGUACUUGACUGCCACCCCCCGUUCGACCUUUUCAUGCAAGAUGCCUCGGCAUAUAUCCAAAUGCACGCUUUUCUCCUUGCCAUGCGGCGCGCCCGCCUCCAUCUCUCCAGCCUCUGGACACAUGACGGGCUCCGCCGGCAUGGCCCUCCUCUUCGUGCCAUGUGGGCGACUGCCAAAGCUGCACUUGGCUUGCUCUGCCACCUAAGCGCGUACUUCGAAGGUGACGUCGUGGGCGAACUAUGGCAGCAAUUCAUGGCCUUCACUUCCGACUCUGCAAACCUGAACUUCGAACUCCUGCAAGACCGGCAUCGUCAACUGCUAGACCUCCUCACCUCCCACCUUCUGCUGCCUGACACGGCAUUCAUUAAGUGUGCUCGCGAGUUUCUGCAGCAUUGUGAUCUGUUCAAUAAUACCUGGCGUGCGGACGCUGCGAGGGCGCAGUAUGAUGGCGUGGGGUUGGAUCGGUGCAGGAAGAUGCUUGAUUUCAGUAUGAAAAAGGUCGUCAGUAGACUGAGGCAGAUCGAUACGAGUCGUGUGGAUGUACCGGAUGGUGUGUUGAAGUGUGGCGGUGUAGAUCGGUUGUUGCUGAAAUUAAAUUUCGAUUCUGGGGAGGCGGCAGAUGAGACGCAGGAUUUGAUUUCGCUAGGAUGA
Molecule: messenger RNA, 1830 nt
Organism: Pseudovirgaria hyperparasitica
Lineage: Eukaryota; Fungi; Ascomycota; Dothideomycetes; Acrospermales; Acrospermaceae
Exons: 1
Coding region: 1-1830 (609 amino acids)
Biological process (GO): microtubule nucleation; spindle assembly; cytoplasmic microtubule organization
Cellular component (GO): equatorial microtubule organizing center; centrosome; gamma-tubulin complex
Molecular function (GO): microtubule minus-end binding; gamma-tubulin binding
Source: RefSeq, a predicted model, not a curated record